AUGGCGCCACCCGCCAUGGCGUUCCAAGUCCUCACCCUCACGCCACUCCCCCUCUCUCUCCCCAGCUCGAACCGCCGAUUUCGCGUCCGCGUCCUCGCCGUCGCGGCCGACCAGACCCCUCCGCCGCCGCCGGUGCCCCCUUCGGAGCCGGCGAACAGCCCUAGCCGCCUCCUCCGGGAGCUCGCGCAGCGGAAGAAGGCCGUAUCCCCCAAGAAGAAGCACCCGCCGCGCCGGUUCAUCCUCAAGCCUCCGCUCGACGACGAGCGCCUCACCCGGCGUUUCCUCAGCAGCCCGCAGUUGUCACUCAAGGCGCUCCCGCUGCUCUCCUCAUGCCUCCCCUCCGCGCCGCUCUCCACCGCCGACAGGACCUGGAUGGACGAGUACCUCCUCGAGGCCAAGCAGGCGCUCGGGUACCCGCUCGCGCCCUCGGAGACGCUCGGCGAAGGUGAUGACUGCCCCGCCCGUCAUUUCGAUGUGCUGCUCUACCUCGCGUUCCAGCAUCUGGACCCCUCCUGCGAGCGCACGCGGACGCGGCACGUCCGGAACGGCCACUCCAGGCUCUGGUUCCUGGGCCAGUACGUCCUGGAGCUCGCGUUCUGUGAGUUCUUCUUGCAGAGGUACCCGAGGGAAUCACCCGGGCCGAUGAGGGAGCGGGUGUUCGCUCUGAUUGGGAAGAAGGUGUUGCCCAAAUGGCUCAAGGCGGCCAGCCUGCACAACUUGGUGUUCCCUUAUGAUGAUUUGGAUAAGAUGAUACGCAAGGACCGGGAGCCGCCAUCCAAGGCUGUAUUCUGGGCAUUAUUUGGGGCUAUAUAUUUGUGCUUUGGGAUGCCCGAAGUCUAUCGAGUCCUUUUUGAGGCAUUUGGGAUGGACCCUGAUGAUGAGAGCUGUCAGCCAAAAUUGAGGCGCCAACUAGAAGAUGUUGAUUAUGUCUCAGUGGAGUUUGAAAAGAGACAACUCACAUGGCAGGAUGUUGCUGCCUACAGGCCACCACCAGAUGCCCUUUUCGCUCAUCCGAGGCUUUUCCGAGCUUGUGUGCCACCAGGCAUGCAUCGUUUCAGAGGAAACAUUUGGGAUUUUGACAGUAGACCCAAGGUCAUGAACACCCUAGGAUAUCCCUUGCCCAUGAAUGACAGAAUUCCUGAAAUCACAGAAGCAAGGAAUAUAGAGCUUGGACUUGGUCUACAGCUCUGCUUUUUGCACCCGUCAAAACAUAAGUUUGAGCAUCCAAGAUUCUGUUUUGAGCGACUCGAAUAUGUUGGCCAGAAGAUUCAGGAUCUUGUGCUGGCUGAGAGGCUGCUCAUGAAGCAUCUAGAUGCACCAGGCAGGUGGUUGGCGGAGAAGCAUAGGAGGAUGUUGAUGAACAAGUAUUGCGGACGAUACCUGCGGGACAAGCACCUGCACCACUACGUUAUCUAUGGGGAAUCGGUGCAAGAGAAAUUUGAACACAACCGACGUCUCAGGAAUCCUUCAACAACCUCUGUCCAGCAAGCGUUACACGGGCUUGCAUACUGUGUGUAUGGCAAACCUGACGUGCGGCGCUUGAUGUUUGAGGUGUUUGACUUCGAACAGGUUCAGCCGAAAGCAGUAUGAGGAUGUUCGCCAUGGUAUUGAUGCCGAGUUGCUGACCAACAACACCGCCAGUGGCAGGGGUAAAAAUACUGCAGCCUCAACAGGAGAUCUUUCCAUUCUGAAGCCUGAGACUCGAGCUGGGAGCCUAGAACGGCAGAUGAGCCAGUGGGGAUCUGGUCUCCUGAGCUGAAUCCGUCACUUCCCAGCCAAUUGUCCGUCUGAGAUGGUUAGAAUAGAGAUGUUGCGAAUCGACUGCAGCAUUUUGGAGUUGCAGCUUUGAAAAUUGGUUGUAAAAUAUUAUUUGAUCAGGAAUGCAAAUAGGAGCAGCAUCAGCAACAUGACAGAUUCGUUUCCUGUCAGAAUUUUAAUUUGUAACCGAGAAGCAGAGCGCAGAGAGAAGGAUAAUACACGCAUACAGUUUCAUCGGCCAUUUUUUGUGCGUGUAUUUAUGCAGAUAAUUCAGUUGCGGCUA
Setaria italica (foxtail millet) is the source of this 2041-nucleotide messenger RNA. Its product is annotated as ribonuclease III domain-containing protein RNC1, chloroplastic. The coding region runs from base 1 to 1590 and encodes 529 amino acids. NCBI's taxonomy places the organism in Eukaryota, Viridiplantae, Streptophyta, Magnoliopsida, Poales, Poaceae. Gene Ontology annotation, cellular component: nucleus. The record is from RefSeq and is a predicted model, not a curated record. Gene Ontology annotation, biological process: regulation of gene expression; rRNA processing. Gene Ontology annotation, molecular function: ribonuclease III activity; double-stranded RNA binding. The transcript is spliced from 5 exons.